This is a messenger RNA of Dipodomys spectabilis (banner-tailed kangaroo rat), 1650 nucleotides long. RefSeq names its product nuclear receptor subfamily 2 group E member 1 (gene Nr2e1). Gene Ontology annotation, molecular function: RNA polymerase II cis-regulatory region sequence-specific DNA binding; zinc ion binding; nuclear receptor activity. Bases 279 to 1436 code for a protein of 385 amino acids. Lineage: Eukaryota; Metazoa; Chordata; Mammalia; Rodentia; Heteromyidae. Gene Ontology annotation, biological process: anatomical structure development; negative regulation of transcription by RNA polymerase II; cell differentiation. The record is from RefSeq and is a predicted model, not a curated record. The transcript has 9 exons.
UCUGUCUGUCCAAGCGUGUGUCCCUCCCGAGCAGCGCUCCCCGCAGCUGCAGUUUUGCAAGAGCCGGGAAAGAAACUUAAGGAUGCUUACACUGCGAGCGUGGAACGGAUUCUGAAGGCCUGGAGAGAGCAGCGCGCGACCCGAUCCCCACCUGUCCCGCCUGGGAGCCUCGCAGGCUGGAGGGAGGCUGGAGAGCGGCGGCGCCCGGCAGCGAGGCGGGCGCUGCCGGCCGGGACUCGGGCAGUGCCCACCAACCCCUCCGCCCCGGGACCGCCAGCAUGAGCAAGCCAGCCGGAUCAACAAGCCGCAUUUUAGAUAUCCCCUGCAAAGUGUGCGGUGACCGCAGCUCCGGGAAACACUACGGCGUCUACGCUUGCGACGGCUGCUCCGGGUUUUUCAAGCGGAGUAUCCGGAGGAACAGGACGUACGUCUGCAAGUCUGGAAACCAGGGAGGCUGCCCGGUAGACAAGACACACAGAAACCAAUGCAGGGCAUGUCGGCUGAAGAAAUGUUUGGAAGUCAACAUGAACAAAGAUGCCGUGCAGCACGAGCGGGGGCCUCGCACGUCCACCAUCCGCAAGCAGGUGGCCCUGUACUUCCGCGGACACAAGGAGGAGAACGGAGCGGCCGCGCACUUCCCCUCGGCCGCGCUGCCCGCUCCCGCCUUCUUCACGGCGGUCACACAGCUGGAGCCGCACGGCCUGGAGCUGGCGGCCGUGUCCACCACCCCCGAGCGGCAGACCCUCGUGAGCCUGGCGCAGCCCACGCCCAAGUAUCCCCAUGAAGUGAAUGGGACUCCCAUGUAUCUCUACGAAGUGGCCACAGAGUCUGUGUGUGAAUCAGCUGCCAGGCUUCUGUUUAUGAGCAUCAAGUGGGCUAAGAGUGUGCCAGCUUUUUCCACACUGUCUUUGCAAGACCAGCUGAUGCUUUUGGAAGAUGCUUGGAGAGAACUGUUUGUUCUAGGAAUAGCACAAUGGGCCAUUCCGGUUGAUGCUAACACUCUACUGGCUGUAUCUGGCAUGAAUGGUGACAACACAGAUUCUCAGAAGCUGAACAAGAUCAUAUCUGAAAUACAGGCUUUACAAGAGGUGGUAGCUCGGUUCAGACAGCUCCGAUUAGACGCUACUGAAUUUGCCUGUCUGAAAUGUAUUGUCACUUUCAAAGCGGUUCCGACACACAGUGGCUCUGAACUGAGAAGCUUCCGGAAUGCUGCAGCCAUUGCAGCUCUUCAAGAUGAGGCUCAGCUAACACUCAACAGCUACAUCCAUACCAGAUAUCCCACUCAACCUUGCCGCUUCGGAAAACUCCUGUUGCUUUUGCCAGCUUUACGUUCUAUUAGCCCAUCCACCAUAGAGGAAGUGUUUUUCAAAAAAACCAUCGGCAAUGUGCCAAUCACGAGACUGCUUUCAGAUAUGUACAAGUCCAGUGAUAUCUAAGCUCUCCAAGCCCCGCCUCUUCAGGAUGGGACAGUGUCAAAUGAACUACGGCUUGUGGAGAACAAGCCUCAACUAACAAACCUUUCAGGAAGUGGAAACCUGCAAAAGUGUGGAACCUUCAGGAAAAAAAAAUACCAACGGACACAAAACAGCUCCAGUAGCUAUGACCUACUGCUCAUCCAAGAUGGGGCAGCCAGGAAGAAAAGGGGUAACA